CCUGUGUUCUGUCGGGUCGAAGGCCAAGGGCAUUAGUCGGUCAAACAGGCUUCUACAAACGGAUUCUACGCUCGUAGGGUCGACGUGAAGGCUAGGAGGACACGAAAAAGCGUUAUUAAUGUGGACGCAGUGGCAAGCUUUGACGGGACCAUAAGUAUCACCUAAAUUCCAAGGUAUCCGCGGACUUGACGCGUAGAUGGACACAUGGCUAUGGACGGUUUCCUACCCCAGCCCUUGAGGCGCGCUCCCGUGGCCAUAUACGGCCUGGGCCGGGCUGGCUCGAUCCACUUCGGCAACCUGGUCCGCAACCCCAGGGCCGAGAUCCGGUACAUCGUGGAAGAGUGUCGGGAGAAAGCUGAGCAGGCAAUCCGGGACUGGAGCCUGGAGAAAACCUGCGAAGCGAUCGGUGCGGAGGAUGAGCAGACUGUGUAUGCCGAUCCGAGUAUUUUGGCAAUUAUUGUUUGCACUCCCACCGACGCCCACGAGAGGAUUGUCAGAGCAUCUCUGAAGGCAGCAAAAUCCGUAUUUUGUGAAAAACCGGUUGCCACCAGCAUCACAGCCGUCAACUCGUGCUAUGAAGAAGCCGAGAAAAACGGAUGUUUCCUCUUCUGUGCCUUCAACAGGCGACAUGACCCUUCUAUACGUUUAUUGCGGCAACGAGUGCAAGAGGGCACCCUCGGCCAGGUGCAAUGUAUUAAGACGUGCUCCCGCGACUUCCAGAUGGCAACGGUCGAGUAUCUCAGUAUAUCAGGUGGGAUUUUUCACGACACCGCGGUCCAUGACAUCGACGUGAUCUGCUGGAUCCUGGGUGAGUUUCCGGACGAGGUAUUCGCCCUCGGCCACGCCUUCCACAACGAGGUGGCGGACUGCGGGGACGUGGACCAGGUGGCCAUCACCAUGAAGUUCCCCAGUGGAACCAUUGCCACCAUCGACCUGAACCGCGAGGCCUGCUACGGAUACGACCAGCGCAUUGAGGUUUUUGGAACCAAGGGGAUGUUGGAGACCAAAAACACCAGCUCGACUACCGUGACAAGCCACAAAGACACCGAAGGUUGCACCCAGUCACCCAUCGAGACCCUUUUUGCUAGGCGAUAUGCCCAAUCCUACACGUCUGAAAUGGAGUACUUCAUCAAGCAUAUCUUAGGUCCGUUGAAUCAGAUGGCUGCAGGUCCAGGAAAGUCAGAUUGUCUUGAUGUGAACGUGGAAGUAACCAGAAAGGAAGCAGUCAUGGCGUCUGUGAUUGCCGAAGCCUGCCACCAAUCAUGCAAGCGAGGGAUACCGAUUCAGGUCAACAAAGAUCUGUGACCAGCGCAGGGCCUGGCAUGCGCUGGACGUUGGGCUAAGUGUUCCCGUGAUGCCAACAAGAAAUCGUGAUAUUGCGAGGUUCUCUCUCCAUUUAAUUUAAUAUUCAUAAACUGCUUUAAUGUGAUACUUGAAAUACUUCAAUUAAAUAUCUUCUCAAAAUGAUUGUUCGUGGAAAAAUAUUAUAUGAGUUUUGUUAUUUUCCGUUGCAUAUAGCCAGCUAUAUGUUAGUGCAGGACAAUUUAGUAAUGGCGAAUGGAGGCAGCGAAGUGACAAGAGUCUCGCGGGUCAAGGCCAGGGGUCCAGGGGU
Messenger RNA from Acanthaster planci (crown-of-thorns starfish), 1612 nucleotides. RefSeq lists its product as uncharacterized. Lineage: Eukaryota; Metazoa; Echinodermata; Asteroidea; Valvatida; Acanthasteridae. The record is from RefSeq and is a predicted model, not a curated record. Gene Ontology annotation, cellular component: cytoplasm. Gene Ontology annotation, biological process: NADPH regeneration. Gene Ontology annotation, molecular function: oxidoreductase activity; nucleotide binding.